This is a messenger RNA of Uloborus diversus, 871 nucleotides long. RefSeq names its product protein lethal(2)essential for life-like. Gene Ontology annotation, biological process: protein refolding; response to heat. Bases 176 to 691 code for a protein of 171 amino acids. The transcript has a single exon. NCBI's taxonomy places the organism in Eukaryota, Metazoa, Arthropoda, Arachnida, Araneae, Uloboridae. The record is from RefSeq and is a predicted model, not a curated record. Gene Ontology annotation, molecular function: protein folding chaperone; structural constituent of eye lens.
UCUAGGCAUCUGGCGAGAUUCUGGAGUUCUCUAGAACUUGUUUCGUUGUUGUAUAAAUACAAGUCUGUGUGAAAUGACAGUCAGUUGUUAUUUGUGCUUCUAAAGUGUUAUAUCCUGAGUGUGAGCUUUAGUAUCUCGAACUGCUUGUAUCUGAUACGUAUUUGUUGAAAGUAAAAUGGCUCUGUUUCCAUCGCUUCUACGACGCAACUGGUGGGAUGCUUGGGAUUACCCUUCCAGCAUUCUAGACCAACACUUUGGCAUGGGUUUGUUGGAUUCGGACUUGUACCCUCCAUCUCUAAUUAGCGGAUAUAUACUUCGCCCUCGUACUCAAGCAGCUAUGCAAGCGUCUGGCCAGUCCGAAGUAAAAAACGAUGCGGAUAAAUUCAAAGUUAUGCUGAACGUGAACCAUUUCAAGCCGAACGAAGUCGAUGUGAAAGUUGUGGAUAAUUUCGUCGUCAUCCAUGGUAAGCAUGAAGAAAAGAGCGACGAGCACGGGUUCAUCCAGCGGGAAUUCACGCGACGAUAUAUGCUACCCGAAGGUGCGGUACCUGAAGCUGUGAAGUCUUCCCUCAGCCCCAACGGCAUCCUGACCGUCGAAGCUCCGAAAAAGGCGAAGGAAAUUGCCCCACCGAAUGAGCGUGUUAUUCCUAUCACCAUGACGAAGGCUGAUGCAGUGGAAGACAAAAAGUAACUUUAAACGUGCACUUUCAUUUAAAGACUGGUUCUUUUUCAUCCUAAAUUUGGACUUCUGAAGUUAAAUGUUGAUAUUAAAGGGACACCUUCAUCAUGAGUUACCUCAACUGUAUUUGUAUUUCUGCAUUGAUUGUAAGUGUACAAAUUGUGGAUAAUAAAGUAAGUUGUGUUUUCUGAA